Molecule: messenger RNA, 1370 nt
Organism: Alligator sinensis (Chinese alligator)
Lineage: Eukaryota; Metazoa; Chordata; Crocodylia; Alligatoridae
Exons: 10
Coding region: 253-1104 (283 amino acids)
Cellular component (GO): cytoplasm
Source: RefSeq, a predicted model, not a curated record
GAGGACUACAUCUACCUGGAGGAAGCCGCCCUCUCAGUCAUCCUACGGCACCUCCAGAGCACGGAGCAGACUGUGGAGGAGGGGCUCGCUUUCCUCCGUGCCAUCCCCACGCUGUGCCUGGCUACAAAAGAGAGGGGCGAGGACACCCUGGAGCCGCCCUGCUGCAAAGCGGCACUUGUGGAGAGGAUUGUGGUGCUGAUAGAGAACCUGUCGCAGUGUGAAGAAGAGCCCAGCACCAUCCUCCUCUACAGCAUGGCUACUGUUUGCAUGCUCAGCACACUGAAGCCAGCCCUGGAGCCAGCCCUGGAGUUGCACCUCCUGCACACCGCCCUCCAGAACACCUUUCUGACGGCCACAGGGCACAACAGCCAGCACAUCCAGGGCAUGAAGCAGAUCAGCGUGGAGUACCUGGAGGCCAUGCUGAGGUGCCUGCUGGCAACUGCACCCAGCUGGGCCAGGCUGCACUUCAUCGGGCAGCACUUGAUCUUGUGGCUCCAGUUGCAAGAUGAGAGGGACAGAGCCACAGCCAUGAGGGUCACCACCAGCCUACUCUGCUUUGCAGUCUCUCUCCACCCACAGUUUGAGGACUCACCCAAGGUGCUGCAGGUGGGUGACCUGGUGGCCCUGCUGGGUCUGUGCAUCAGCGACCCAGUGGAGGAGAUAAGCCGCCAGGCCAAGGAGGGCCUCUUCCACCUCUACAAGAUCUUGGUGCACCAGAAGGGGCAAGACAUCCAAGAGGCACAGGAGCUGUGGCACACCAGCCAGCACCAGAACCAGCCCCGCCGAAUCCUCCUCUACAUCCAUCUGGCCACAAUGGGAGAGGCCUUCAGGAAGAUUCUCUCCGAAGACCAGAGGAGAGCGUUUGCAGAGAGGGCGCUGCUGGGGAUCCACCACAUCAUGCUGCAUGUGAGCCAGGCCGGGGUGGUUCUGCUCUAUGCCAUCCUGGGGCAAGCUGGCCACCUGAUGGGGGCAGAGGAGAAGGAAAUUCCCGUCAGGGCACUGAGGAAGCUCCUGAUCCUGAAAUGCUUCCAUCAGCUGCCCAAAGAGCUGCAGAGGCACAGUCAUCUGGAGAGUGCCUUAAGGAACCCCUCCUCUCUGCAGUAGCCUGAUCCAUCUUGAUGCAAGCAAAGGCUGGGUGUGAGGCCAUGGAUGCCAUCUGCGAGGCAUGGGACACGGUAUAGGGGAGGUCGGAGCCGUGUAUAUAAGCCCUUGGUAUCAGCGUGUGGCAGGGCACUGCUGGUGCCUGCCACUUCAAGGGCUGGGUCAGGCAUCCAGCAAGUGCCUGAUGGCAGCAGACAUUUUGACAACUUAGUAUAUAAAGGCUGCAGGUUGCUGCUGCCAGCCGAGGCAGAAACACCGCCUCGCCUUGC